AUGCCGCAGCAAUCAAGUCACUUUGGCCGCCUGGUGGAAUUCUAUGCCAAAAAGAUCGACCAAGUAGAACGACAUAACACCAUCAAAGAAGUUCAGCAAAACUCCAACCAACGUGGCUCGGGACGAGGAAAUGACAGCUGGACAAGAGCAUCGAAAAAUCAACUCUUCCGCAGUGAGUUCAAACUACAAAAUGGUGUCAACGCGGGAUCCGAUGAUGAUAGCGUCAUUGCAGCAACCGUUGAGGGCUUCCUACAGCCACCACCCGGUAGCGUCUAUGAUGAGCAAGGGGGCAAGUGUCGUUUUCGCAUUAAACUCGACUACACCUACAAUCCAACAAAUAAAGCACGGUCGUCGCUGUCGUCCUUAAAUGGCCUCAAUCUUGACAGCCUUGCAGAGGCACUGCAGGUAGACAGAUCGAACCUACCCGAAGACUAUCAACUAGAUAUCCUGUCAAAAUUGAAACCCAUGUUACAUGGGUUGACGGAAGUUCUUUCGGGGGAGUCCGGAUUGCACGCGUGCCCGAGCGUCUUACGAGCAUCACAGGGGUCAGUGUCUCCGUCCGUCAUGUCCGCCAAAAAAUCCACCCCAGCACAUUUAUCCAUCGGAAUGCCGAAAAAGUCUGCGCCCAGUCUGGUCUUCCACCAAGCAGCCCUAAACGAAACGGAUAAUGGAACUGUCGAGAAGACCUAUGAGGUUGAAGAUCAACCAUCAACUGUUGCCGCUAAGGGGCUGCAUACAGCAUUCGGAGGCGCCAAUAUAGAUCCUACCAAGUCGGCUGACGCAUAUGCCUUGACAGCAGAGAUAUCCACAUUACCGGAGCAGAGUUCAGGAGAGGUGGGGACUUCAAACUUGACGGAGGCCGUAAAACCGUUAACAUCAUCUAUCGUGACGAGUGCAGUGCAAUUCUUGGUCCUAGAAGAUGUUGUCAAGAGCAAGCAGAGUGCCCAAGAAAGAUUUCGGACCAGUCAGGGCUCAAAUGUACAGGACAGACCUCUUACCAAUGGUAAAAAGCGUUCGACUUCUGCUCAAGCAAAGCAGCAAUCUCUGGCCUCACAGGGCACGACCGAGGAAAUUAUAAUCGCGGACGAUUAUUUCGCCAGAGAAGACGAAGACGAGGAGACGAAGGAGGUUAACGCCACCAUAGAAUGCUCUAGGACAGAUGUCGCGAUAACUGGGCCUCUCUCGAUUCCCAGACUGAAUGCGGUUGGUGCUGCACCACUCAACAAGGACUGGCUGAAUGACAUUGGGUUUGAUGAGGAUAGCACAAUUGGUGGCCUAGACUUCUCCUGGUCGACCCUCGAGUCAAUGGGAGUAAUAUCUAUUGCGACGCUAUCCAAUAAAAACCCAGUGACCGCGAUAAAUAAGGAGUCUAAUGAUGACUCUCUUUUAGUUCAGGUAGAAGCGGCGAAAAAAGAUGCGCCCGAACACCUCAACAGACGACGUUCCCCCUCAAGCAGUCCGGGACUUUUAGAACAGCGGAAAACAACGGGAACGGUAGGCUUCAACGGCCGCCCUUCUGCAAAGCCAUCAGUAACCGGGAAGGCCUCCAGCGUUGUCCGGCCAGAUGACAUUCUCUUUAACCUUCAUAUGGAUUCGGGUGGCCCUAGCAAGGAGAUGUCGUCCGUCAACGUGGGAUUAAGCAUGAAUUUCGGGAAGCCGGGCAGCCUUAUGCCCCCACAGCAGGAUCCAAAUGAGGCUCCGAUAGGGUACUCUCUGGACUCUGCGUUAGCAGCGCGCGAUCGAAUUUCCUUCGACUCCCAAAAGAGAGUGUCUGGUGCGUCUGCUCUUGGAGGCCCAGAGGAAUGUGAUGGGCCCGAAUGCCCGAGACAGAAUCAACCCAGCAUCAACUCAACAAAUACUAAAGCGCUGUCUCUGUCCCUACCGGAUGGGCCAUCGGGUUUCAGAUCCUCAUCCAGAAGUGGCGGCAGUCAAGUCGUUCCAGCGGAGCGCUCUAGUCGAUGGUCCGGAGGACCUGCCGUUACCAGCGUCAUGGUGCGUACUGUCAUUCCCGCCCCCUCCUGGGCUGUGAACACUGAAGACACAGACGGGCUCAACAGAACCUCCUCGAAGGUCACGCUGCCAGUGGUACUGCAGGAUCAAGGGGAGAGAGUUUCCCAAAGGCCUACUCUCAACUCUAUUGUACCAAGAACAACAACAAUAACGACAGGUCCAGUUAUGAGGGGGAGUCAGCAGGAGGUAGAUGUGGAGGCUCUUGGUGUGCCGCACAGCAGUGUGAUUAGUCAUCCCGGUGCUAGAGGCAGCGCCGCAGUCACAGCGGAAGUAACAAGUCUCCGCGGCACCAACGGACAGACGGAGGUAGUAACUCUGACUUUCAAUGAACAGCCCCCGGAAUACUAUGAUGACCCAAAUUAUGUCCCGAGGGAAACAGUGGAGGAGUUGAAAGAACCCCUACAUCCCGCGGUGAAGCUUAUGAUGCCACCUAUUACAGCAGGCCAUCCGGAGAGCAGGCACUAUCUUGACCAGGCCAAUGCCAUGUACUAUGAACUUCCGCCAAUGGAUUCCGUUGUGGAUGACAUCAACGCCGUGUAUGUCGUGCAAACAGACGACGCUCGAACCACAAAGCUGUCUGUCAAGGUUCCGCCACCGUCUGAGGCUAAACCGAGCUUAAAACGGACGGACACGCCCUGGGCUACCACCGCCGGGUCACACGCCGCACACAGUAUUCACGAUGAGAUUGAGUUGAACAGCCCUCGACCUAGUGAGGACGCAGCAGCUGCAAGGCAGCCUUCCACCGUGUCCUCCUUCAAGCCGUCAAUUAGAAACAGCAAAGCUGCGAGCCUGGCGCAGGGUAAAGGCACCCGCACCACCAAAUUAUCCCUCGCGGUAUCACACGUGUCUGAGAGUAAACCAGGUUUGCGAAGAAGGGACACACCGUGGACAUCCCAACAGCCCUCCAGUGAGGAUGAGGAGACCGGGGCUACUGGUCAGCCUGCCAGCCUCAGGCCAGAACGGACUUCACAGGUGUCCGGCAGAGGGCGCGACAAGGGCUCCCCGCCAGUCUCACAGGAGCGGGCUUCCAGCAAUCGCCACAAUUUGUUGCCAGUCCCGGUACCGCAGGCACCGCCGCCAGCAUCACCGAAGAGGUCAACGGGCAGCCAGGUUAGUCCGCAGUCCAACAGCAAACUGCACAAUACGCAGUGUAUUCACAAUGUCAGACGCGGCGUGAACGCAAUCUGCUCGCAGUGUCGCUGCGGACCAGUCGUCAGGCGAUGUGAAACCUACCGGUGGAGUCCUGGUACUUUUGCCCGUCUACCGCCACCAACUAACGGCAGUCCAGUGAGGCGACCUUGCAGGCCUAUUGACAUCCUGGGUAGGCACCAUGGUUAUUGCUGUCAGCUGCCAGUGGACACCGGAGUCCGUCAGAAGUGCGUUUAUACCAAUGAUGUGAGGCUGAAGGGGGCAAAUGUCAGUGGCAGUUGUGGACUCUGCCCAGCCGAACGAGUUCCACUGCAGUCGAAUAAUGAGGCUCACCAGGGCCCUGCUCAUGAUGGCCUUGCAGAGGGGGUGGGCCAGCGUGAUAUUACUGAUAAGACGUCGUCCCACUUUGCCACUAAGAUUGCGCUGAACACAGAACCUGCAACAGGCAUGAGUCGGUUCGUCUGGCGGCGGUGUCCUGGUCCAUGGGCGAGACGGGGAUCAGGUCAGGGGACGACCCACAUGGGAGGCGAUGGAGCAGAGUGA
Molecule: messenger RNA, 3702 nt
Organism: Spirometra erinaceieuropaei
Lineage: Eukaryota; Metazoa; Platyhelminthes; Cestoda; Diphyllobothriidea; Diphyllobothriidae
Source: the annotation of a GenBank genome assembly